UGCACUUCAAAAUGGGCUGGAUUGAAAAGCCGACCUUGGGUCUGAGGAUGCCCCGGCGUCUGAGAAACGCUGCUGCUGCCCGGUGGCCUCGGGGAUGAUUUCUUAAGCCUCUAGGAUGCCUGGAUGUUUUAAAAAGACGUGGUUCGGCUUGGCCUCCUUGCUGAGCUUCUCUUCCUUUCUGCUCAUCAUCAUUGCUCUGGCAAUCCCCAAGUGGCUCAGUGGGAAGAUCCUCUGUCAGACUGGAGUGGAUCUGGUCAACGCCACCGAUCCAGAGCUUGUGAAAUUCAUUGGAGACAUUUACUAUGGACUCUUCCGGGGCUGCAAAGUGCGCCAGUGUGGGCUGGGGAGCCGGCAUUCCCAGUUCGCCAUCUUUCCUCACAUGGUGAAACAGCUGAACACUGGUCUUCAUGUCAUGAUUUUAAUCUUCCUUUUUGUGGCCAUGGCCUUGGCUCUGGUCAGUAUGGGGUUUGCAGUCCUCAAUAUGAUAACGGUCCCGUACCGUGCAAUAAAUGGUCCUGCUGGUGUAUGCCUGUGGAAUGUACUUGCAGGUGGUAUCAUUGCUUUGGCCAUUGGGAGCUUCAUGGCGGCUGUGAAAUUCCAUGACCUCACAGACAGAAUUGCCAAUUUUCAGGAAAAGAUCUUUCAGUUUGUGGUCGUGGAGGAACAGUACGAAGAAUCUUUCUGGAUCUGUGUGGCAAGUGCUACUGUUCAUGCAGCAAAUUUGCUGGUGGUAGCCAUAAGUCAAAUUCCCAUUCCUGAGAUAAAAAACAAAAUAGAAGAGGCAACUGUGACAGCAGAAGAUAUCUUGUAUUAAUAACCUCCCUUAACUGAACCCACUUCCUAAAAAAGGUUCUGUGAAAUGACCUGAGGCAUAAUUUUUGGGUUCUUCCACUUCUGAUUUGGAUGAAGAUCUUUCUUCAUUAAUGGUUUGGUCAUUAAUUAAUAGGCAAUGAUUUCAUAGAUUCCAUGGAGGUCAAUGGAAACUGUCAGUAAUUAUAACUGGGAUUAUAAAUUAUAUACUGCCUAGACCUCGUUGCCUGAAAAAAAGAAUUAAUGAUAUAAUCAAAUAUGUACAAUAAUGACAUUUUCUCUAGAGACUUUAAGCCUAGGAGAUUUAUGGACCUGAGAAAGUCAAGAUUUCCUUAGACUCUGAUUUAUUCUGUAUUCUUUUAAGGGGAACAGAAAAGAGCAUGGUGGUGAAUAAAGUGGGAUUCUAUUGGUUAAUGAAUGGCUGUUAAGUGAAAUAGAUUCAUCCCUGUUGUGUGAUUAGGCCUAUAAAUUGAAUUAU
Monodelphis domestica (gray short-tailed opossum) is the source of this 1288-nucleotide messenger RNA. RefSeq names its product clarin 2 (gene CLRN2). NCBI's taxonomy places the organism in Eukaryota, Metazoa, Chordata, Mammalia, Didelphimorphia, Didelphidae. The record is from RefSeq and is a predicted model, not a curated record.